AUGAAGGAAACUAAUGAAGGCUUGCUUGCAUCAACUGCACGUAAAACACUUAUAGCUGGGAUAGUCCUAUGUGUAAUUGGUGCAGCAAUCGCCAUCCCAGUUGCCCUGGUACUAACAAGUUCAACGGCAUCUACAAGUUCAACAGUUUCCAAUGGGUCGUCAUUGUCAACCUCGACCAGUACUACGACAACAACAACAACAUUCAACUCAUCGGAUAAUUUCAACCAUCGUGUUCAACGAUGGGGUCCAAAUGAUACGUCGGGGACCACUGUUGCCGGCAGUGCAAGCGGGACUCUCGGAUGGACAGCGAGUUUACUCAAUUAUCCUACUUCAAUUUAUGUUGACUCAUCGUUGAAUAUGUACAUUCUUGAUAUGUGGAAUUUGCGUAUUCUUCAAUGGUUAAACGGUGCAAGUGGAGGAUCUACUAUUGCAGGCACUGGAGUUCAGGGUAACACAUCAAGUUCAUUUAAUCAGGCUUUUAAUAUGGCUGUAGAUAUGAGUAACAGUCAAAUCUAUUUGGCUGACCUGAUAAAUAACAGAAUCAUGCUUUGGCCCUUUUUUAGCAGCACCAGCUCGUUGAUAAUUCCUCUGAAUGGACUUGUUGGUGUCACAACAGAUGCAUCUGGCAAUGUCUACGCAACGAGUAAUACAGCAAAUACAGUUACUCGUUAUCCGCAAGGUUCAACCAGUGGUACAGUGAUGGUUUCAAGUGGUUUAACCUACCCAUGGAAUCUUCGAUUCGAUACGUAUGGCAACUUAUACGUAGCUGAUGAUGGUGCUGGAACAAUCGUUAUGUUUUGUGCUGGUUUUACGGCCGGUUCAGUUGGUACUAUUGUUGUAAGUGGACUCAACCAGCCACUUGAUGUUGCUUUUGAUUCAGACAUGAAUUUGUACGUUUGUGAAUAUGGAAAUAAUCGAAUAGUGAAGUUUGCCAAAUUACCUUAG
Messenger RNA from Rotaria sordida, 945 nucleotides. The record is from the annotation of a GenBank genome assembly. NCBI's taxonomy places the organism in Eukaryota, Metazoa, Rotifera, Eurotatoria, Philodinida, Philodinidae.